Capronia epimyces CBS 606.96 is the source of this 1713-nucleotide messenger RNA. RefSeq lists its product as uncharacterized. Gene Ontology annotation, molecular function: phosphatase activity. The transcript has 3 exons. Gene Ontology annotation, biological process: dephosphorylation. NCBI's taxonomy places the organism in Eukaryota, Fungi, Ascomycota, Eurotiomycetes, Chaetothyriales, Herpotrichiellaceae. Bases 1 to 1713 code for a protein of 570 amino acids. The record is from RefSeq and is a predicted model, not a curated record.
AUGACGUCCAUCUCGUUCCCGCCUGCGUAUUCGCAGGAAGAACUCGACAGACUCUACCCCAAAGACCUUGAGCUCCGUCUUGUGCAGGUCCUUCUCCGUCACGGUGAACGCGCUCCGGUGUCUGCCCGGUUCGGCAAUGCAGGCCUCCCCGCAUACUGGCCCUACUGCAACGCCGCGCAACGACUGCGAUCGGUCGCCUUGACACCUGAAAAUGAUGUGCGGUGGGAUUCCUUACAAUGGCGAAGAAGACUGGAACGAUUUGGCCACGACGACGGUCCGGUCGUCGCUGCAGGCCCGGCGGGGGAGGUGGAUGGUAUUUGCCAACUAGGUGAACUCACCGACAAAGGAAGGGAAACAACAUACCAGCUGGGGACGCGUCUGCGCCAUCUCUACGUCGACCAGUUGAAGUUCAUGCCCGCUUUGAUCGCCAAUGCCGACUUGAUCUACCUCCGCGCAACUCCCCUUCCUCGCGCCCUCGAAUCCGUCCAGCAGACCUUCUGGGGGAUGUAUCCCUUGACUGCGCGCACGGCUGCCUUUCCUGCUCCUACCAUUGUCACGAGAACCCCUGCCGACGAGACCCUCUUCCCAAAUGACGGCAAUUGUCGACGCUUCGCCCAGUUAUCUCGUGCAUUUGCGCAACGGACUGCCGACCGAUGGAAUGACACUGACGAUAUGCGGUACAUAUCCAAAUUGAUUGGAAAGUGGAUGCCUGAAAACUCCAACAAGCAAGUCGCUGUCGACUCACAUCCUCGGUUGUCGGGCGUGAUGGACACAAUCAAUUCCACCCUCGCUCAUGGCCCAGAGACACGGCUGCCCAAGGAAUUCUACGAUGCCAAGUCCCGCGCCAUCAUCGAUCGGAUUGGCGUCGAGGAGUGGUUUUCAGGAUACCAUGAAAAUCGGGAAUAUCGCAUGCUCGGGAUAGGAUCCCUGAUCGGCGACAUUAUCGAACGCAUGACUUCCAAGAUCGAGGGGGCGGGCCUCAGCAUCAACGAAAUCGGCGGGGAGAAUGGUCGCUUGGGUCUCGGCCGCGGUGGCGAGAAGGGCAUUCGGUUUGCUCUGUCUGGUUGUCACGACACCACUCUCGCCAGUGUGUUGACAAGUCUGGGAGCGUUCCAAGAUGAAAAGUGGCCCCCUUACACAAGCCAUAUCGCCUUUGAGCUGUUUAGAAAGAAGGAUGCGAACGUCUCAGAGUCUGGUGCAGACGCCAACUUUCUCACACCUACAAUCCCAGCCUCGACAGAACCCCAGUCUGAGAAGGACGCAGCGACGAGACCUGGUGUGUUCGCUUCUUUCCUGGGUCUACGCUCUCCUACAAGUUCGUCCCCACUUGAGUCUGUGUCGGCGUCGUCGUCCAGUCCAAAGUCGUCACCUUCACGCUCGUCCCCUUCGACCAUCUCCCCGGCACUGCCGCCGAAGGAUCUUAUUGCCCGAACUCCGUACAGUGAGCUUUCGGAGUCACAGAAGGCACGUUUGGAUUCGUACUAUGUCCGUGUUCGAUACAAUGAUCGCAUCAUGAAGGUUCCGGCAUGUGCAAAGCCCGGAAAUAACUAUCGAGGAGACGAGACGAUUUGUACGUUUGAAGCGUUCAAGCGCGUGGCAGAUGGCUAUGUACCCAAGAAUUGGAAGGCCCAGUGCGGCGAGAACCUCGACAAGCCUAUUGCGGGUUUGGAUUCUCCGCCGCAGAUAGCUGGGCAAAUCGACGAAGGAUUUUGA